AUGUUUACGUCCAAAGGUCUAUUUUCAAACAUACAAUGUCCAUAUCAGGAGACAUGUGUAUUACCAAGAUGCAUCUUUGCGCACUCCAAAGGACUCAUAGACGCGCCAUCUCCCUCGACCCAGAAUGAGGUCCCUGCUCAAGUUGACGACCAAAAACCACAAGCAGAACCAGGAAGAAAAAGACAGAAGUUAGACAGCGAGAGUCAUACUGUUGAGCGAGAAAUCAGUAAACCUGCUCCAGCAAAAUUGAAAACAAAUGCGGAAUUGAACGAGAGAUCAAGCAAACCUCACACGUCUCUGAAUCGAGAAGUAUCGCCCCCUCCGUUACGAAAAAAGCCCAGUCAGAGUCUUGCAGGGAGCAAUUCCACUGUAUCAAAACCGACCAACAAUGUGUCACGAGCACCCAGCACGAGUACUGUGCAAAUACCCAGCAAACCAGCUGAGGAGAAGAAAACAUUUGUCAAGGCGCCCCCAAAGAAAGAAGCUUUGAACCCACGAGCUCUUGGGAUUCCAUCACCAGCAACCCACGAGAUUAGGUUUCGUCUCGUGCGCGCUCUCCAUGAACAACUCAAGCGCCUAAAUUCUGAAUUGGAAAAGGAAGCAAAUGAUACUGAGGAAAAGCUUGUGCUCUCAGAGCAAGCUCUUAUCACUAUGGCUUUGGAUCUCGAGCAGGGGGCUUGUGGCCAACCAAGCAUUUACUCCAAUGUUGUGAAGAACAAAAUUAUGCUUUACAAACGGAUGAGCGUUGGGCAAUGGAAAGAAGAAAGAGCAAAGGAAGUUGCGGAGGAACUCGCAGAGCAACAGGCUAGAGAGAAGCCCAAGUCCAACCUACCCGUCUUCCAACCUGGAGAACCCCCAAAACCCAUUGUGAAUGGACUCACACCCAAAGAAGAGCUCGCCUUCCUCCCAAGACUCUGCACGCCUGUCGAAGACCUCUCAUUACACGGUUAUGUAAGCACCAUUCCCACCCCCAAAGAAAUUGAAUCCGCCAAAAGUGGAAUGGAAGCGUCCAAAGGGUGGGAAAUCUGUGACCGCUGUAAGACGAGAUUCCAAGUCUUCCCAGAUAGACGAGAAGAAGACGGAGUAUUCGCCUCAGGAGGACACUGUACAUAUCACUACGGCAAACCCUUCUGGGAAGAUCGCAACCCCAACGACCCAACUGCAAAACGACAAAAGAAAUUCCGCUGCUGUAAACAGGUUCUCGGAGAAUCUCCUGGUUGCACCAAAGCCGAUUCUCACGUAUUUAAAAUCACAGAAGUCAAACGUCUCGCAGCAGUCCUUAAUUUCGAAGAGACACCAGAGAACCCUGGUAAGGAGGAAUCAAAUCCAGUAUGUAUUGACGGAGAAAUGGGAUAUACAGUCUACGGACUCGAACUCAUCCGCCUAACCGCCACUUCGUGGCCUUCGGGAGAUGCCAUCUUCGACGUCCUCGUCAAACCCCAAGGCGGAAUCCUAGAUCUGAAUUCCCGCUAUUCAGGCGUCUACCCAAAAGACCUAGCCAACGCGCUCCCCUACACACCAUCCCCCAGCUCACCAACUGAUUCCACCGCCCAACCGGAGGCCCUACAAAUCGUCUCCUCCCCCUCCGCCGCGCGCGCCCUCCUCUUCUCACACCUCUCCCCCAGCACCCCCCUAAUUGGCCACGGCCUAGAAAACGACCUCAACGCAACCCGCAUCGUCCACCCAACCAUCAUCGAUACCGUCCUCCUCUUUCCCCAUAAAGCAGGACUGCCUUAUCGGAAUAGGCUCAAGGACCUGAUGGCUCAGCAUCUGAACCGUCAGAUUCAGGUUGUGGUUGAUGGGAAGGCUCUUGGUCAUGAUAGUAAGGAGGAUGCUAAUGCUGCGGGCAUGUUGGUACGGUAUAAGAUUGGGGAAGAGUGGAGGAGGUUGCAGAGGGCGGGGUGGGUGUGGAAGGAUGGGAGAUUGGUCGGGGAGGGGGAUGCGAGGGGGAAGAGGAAGAGGGAGGAGGAAGAGGGGAGCGAGUGA
Hymenoscyphus albidus is the source of this 1986-nucleotide messenger RNA. Lineage: Eukaryota; Fungi; Ascomycota; Leotiomycetes; Helotiales; Helotiaceae. The record is from the annotation of a GenBank genome assembly.